AUACAUAACACAUUAAUUAACAAAAUAACAUCAAACUAAACACUCUCUCCCAAUCUAAAAACGUUAAUAUAAACCCAACAUAGUCCAUUUUUCUCACAAAAAACAAAUCCAGCCAGAAAGAAAAAUAGCCACCACCGCUUCUGUCCCUGUCUCUCUGUCCAUCUUGUUUGAUUCUCUCCCCCCAUCGAAACACUCAAUCGGGUCUCCCUUCACCGCCUUCUUCUGAUCGGAGAUAUGGGUAUCCUCUGCCGUUCUUCCCACACCUCCCAGUCUCACAUCACUGAAAUCAUCAUCACCAGUUUCUUUCGCCAUAAGUCUUAGAUCUUUCACUCCUUCCUUCUACAUAUACCUCGUACCUAUACCCAUGGCACGUUAAGAUAACAAAAACAAAAACAAAAACAAACUUCCUUGAAUUUACCUUUGUUUUAUAUACAUGGCUGGUGAAAGACUCUUCACAAAUUCUCCUGCAAGUAAUUCAAACAUGAAUACUUUGUUUCAUAGUCAACAACAAAACACUUCUCAACAACCUCUUGAUUCUCUCUUUCUUUCUUCUUCUCUUCCUUUCUUCGGUUCAAGAACUAUGGUGAGUUUUGAAGAUGCUCAAGGAGGAAGGAAAAGGUGCAACAGUUAUCUCUUCAACGGAUUCGAUCUAGACGAAAACGGAGACGAUGAGAUGGAUGACUACUUUCAACAAUCGGAGAAGAAGCGGCGACUCUCCGUGGAACAAGUUCAGUUUCUUGAGAAAAGCUUUGAGGUUGAGAACAAGCUUGAACCGGAUAGGAAAACCAAGAUUGCUAAAGAUCUCGGUUUGCAGCCACGGCAGGUUGCUAUUUGGUUUCAAAACCGUCGUGCAAGAUGGAAGAACAAGCAGCUUGAGAAGGAUUAUGAAUCUCUUAAUGAUAGUUAUGAGUCUCUUAAGACUGAUUAUGAUAACAUCCUCAAGGAGAAACAUAGGUUACAAUCUGAGGUGGAAAGUCUCUCUAAGAAGGUACUUGCAAGAGAGACUCAAGAGAGGGAAAGUGAAACAAAGAAACUAUUGCAGGAACCAGUAAUGAAUAAGCCAUUGGUUGAUUCAGUUUCUGAGGGUGAAGGAUCAAAGUUGUCGAUUGUUGAGGCUUGUAAUGAAAGUAAUCAUAAUAAUAAUAGCAGACAAGAAGAUAUAAGUUCAGCAAGGAGUGACAUAUUGGAUUGUGACAGUCCAUGUUACAAGGAUAGAGUGUUGCAGAGAAAUGUGUUUGAACCUGAAUAUCAAUCAGACCUAUCACAAGAUGAUGAAGAUAAUUUGUUGCCUCCUUAUAACAUCUUUACAAAACUUGAAGAUGCUCAUUACUCCAACCCGCAUCAUAACUCGUCUGGUUAUGGAUUUCAAGAGGACGACCAUCAUCAUCACGCUCUUUGGUCGUGGUCCGGUUACUAGGUGGACGUUUGGAUUCAAAGAAAACAUGACAGAAUCACAGUGAUUUCAGAUACUGAAUAGAUUCAUGUCCAUCUUGUUGUUGCUGUUGUUGUAAUAUGCAUAUAUGUAUCUUUGAUUAUGUUUAGUAUUUACCUUUUUUGUGAAGAGUUCUAAAAGUGAGUGAGUGUGUGCGUAAUAAAGUGAGAACAAUGGCAACUUGGCAACAAUAUUCAUUUCGUACCUGAAAUGGUUGUGGCUUUUUAAGGAUAGAAAUGGCGGAUUUUGUACCC
Molecule: messenger RNA, 1686 nt
Organism: Lathyrus oleraceus (garden pea)
Lineage: Eukaryota; Viridiplantae; Streptophyta; Magnoliopsida; Fabales; Fabaceae
Product: homeobox-leucine zipper protein ATHB-54
Exons: 3
Coding region: 434-1417 (327 amino acids)
Biological process (GO): positive regulation of DNA-templated transcription
Cellular component (GO): nucleus
Molecular function (GO): sequence-specific DNA binding; DNA-binding transcription factor activity, RNA polymerase II-specific
Source: RefSeq, a predicted model, not a curated record